Molecule: messenger RNA, 643 nt
Organism: Nanorana parkeri
Lineage: Eukaryota; Metazoa; Chordata; Amphibia; Anura; Dicroglossidae
Product: NEDD4-binding protein 2-like 1
Exons: 5
Coding region: 59-643 (194 amino acids)
Source: RefSeq, a predicted model, not a curated record
CCUCUCCCGUUCCUCCGCCCUCUCAUAACAUGAUAGAGGAAGCGGGAGGGGGGGCAGCAUGGCUGAACGGCUGAUCAGCUCCUUCGGGAACCUGAAUCUGGACGGGCCGCGUCGCAAGCGAACACCCGGCAGACAGCAACAGAACCAACACCCGGCUCCACAGCGCCCCCCGCCGUCCAGGUUCACCAAGCACAUAUACAUGCUGAGGGGGCUGCCGGGCUCCGGGAAGAGCAGCCUGGCCAGGAAGCUGAAGCGCGAGUUCCCCUCUGCCGUUGUGCUGAGCACAGACGAUUAUUUCCUGCUGGAAGAUGGAACUUACAUGUACAGUCCGGAUCUACUACAGGACGCACACAGGUGGAAUCAGAAGAGAGCACGCAAGGCAAUGACCAGGGGAAGGACUCCUAUUAUCAUUGAUAAUACUAACAUUCUGGCUUGGCACAUGAAGCCGUAUGCGGUUAUGGCACUUGAGAACUCGUAUCAGGUUAUUUUCCUGGAGCCGGAGACACACUGGAAGUUCAAUGUCAGGGAGUUAACAAGGAGAAAUAGCCACGGUGUCCCCAGACAGAAGAUCCAACGGAUGAAAGAUGUGUAUGAGCACAGCGUCACUUUCCGCAGCGUCCUGCACGCAGAGAAGCCAUCUUAA